AUGAAUCCGGUUUUCCGAAUUGUGAUUAUUUAUGGAAGUCAAACUGGGAACGCUUGUGGAAUAGCCGAGAAGCUUGCCCUCCAAUGCUGCAAAAUACUUCGAUUGAGGAACUUUCCAGCCAAUAGUCCUACAUCGCUGGUUCAUCUAUGUGAGGCUAAUAGCUACGUUCCCCUCAAACAACUUGCCAAAGAGACCGGCCCUGUUAUUUUUGUCUGUUCUACAACAGGGUUUGGCGAUCCACCUGAUAAUAUGGCUUCAUUUUGGCGCAAGCUUAUGAAUGUUCGCCUUCCAGAGGGAAAAACAUUCCCAAUAUCCCUUCGCUUCGCCGUGUUAGGUAUUGGUGACUCCUCGUACAAGCAGUAUAACUUCGUUGCCAAGAAACUAUAUCGUCGGAUGGUUCAUCUUGGUGCCUCCCCUCUACCGGUUUCUAUGGCACUGGGGGAUGCAGAUCAGGAUAUUGGCCUUGGAUUGGCAGAUGAAUCUGCUCCAGAAAGUAUAGUCACUUGCCUUCAGCGAUUUGUGCCCUCUUUAUUUAAUACUAUACUCAAUCACUACUCCAAUAGUGUACAACCGAUCGGGUCGAUAUCGCUUCCAAUCACCUGGGAGGGUCUAGAAUCUUCAGAAUUCAUUGCCUCCCUACAGCCUAGGUUUAUGGUUCGAAGAGUGAGGAAGAUUGAAAGUGGGGAUGUGAAUCUCAUCAAUGGAAAUCAUUAUCGAAAUGAGGAGCUGCUGAUGGAUAUGAUUGAAACAACAAUCUCUAGAGAUAGUGCCCUUUUUAAAAUGCCUGCUAUGCCUUCGGAGGCUGGAUGGUUUGUUGUCAAAUCUAAUGAGAGGAUUACCCCUUUAAAUUACUUCCAAGAAACGCGGCUUAUUGAAUUGGAGGCUGAGAAUGGUGACUCCCAGCCAGAAUUCCUUCCGGGUGCUGUCCUAAAAGUUCAGCCUCGAAAUCUCGCUGAGGAUGUACUGGCUUUCUUCAAAGUGACUGGUCUCGAUCCCAACGUGCGUAUCUCAGUUCGCAGCCUCACAAAGGAAAUUCACCCCGGACAGCACAUUAUCUCUUUCUCACUUCCCGGUCGAUUGGAGUCCGUCUGCGCCAGCGAUGGCGUUUCUCUUGCUUGGCUAGCUGCCUACUACUUUGAUAUCAAUUCAAUUCCCACACGUUCUUUCUUUUCUGAUUUCGCAGCCGCUCACAAAUGGCGACCCACUGGCACUAAAGAUGAUGAACGUGUCGCUAUGGAAUAUGACCGACUGAAGGAGCUUGGUCAAGCCCACACUCCUGAGGAAGUAGAUGACUUCUAUGACUACGUGAACCGACCCCGUAGAAAUAUUAUUGAAGUUCUAGGCGAUUUCCCUUUCACUACCUCCUUUAUCCCUGCUGAGCAGUGGAUUAAUAUUCUCCCCGGACCCCUCAGACCUCGUCCCUACUCUAUCGCAUCUGCGUCACCCAAGAUUGAGCUACUUGUUGCUGUUGUCACCUAUCGUACACGAAUGCUCACACCACGCAAAGGCCUUGCGUCCACUUAUCUAACACGAUGUAAAGUUGGCACUCGUAUUCCCGCAUGGAUUUCCCGACUAUCCUAUGGAUUUGACUUCUCUUACCACCUCACCUCAAGCGUGCCUCGUCCCCCUCCUUGUGUACUCAUUUGCACUGGCACGGGAGUUGCCCCCCUUCGAGCCUUUAUUCAAUACCAACGUAAAUCCUUUCCUCGUGCCUUCAACGUUCUCGUUUUUGGCUGCCGAUUCUCUAAUCGUGAUUUCUACUUUGCGAAGGAAUGGAAGUGCCUAGAGGAAGAUGAUUGUCUUCAACUCAUUACCGCCUUUUCUCGCGAGGGUGGAAAGAUAACAACAGCUAAAAAUCGAAUCUAUGUUCAACAUAAGAUUAGAGAGAACCCUGAUUUGGUGUGGUCGGUGCUAGGAGAGGCCCAGGGAAGUGUCUUUAUUGCUGGCAAUGCACGGACAAUGCCACUUGCUGUGCGGGAGUCAAUCGUGGAAAUCGCUCAAACUGGUGGUGGUUUGUCGGCCUAUGAGGCCGAAACUUUUGUCAAUAAUUUGGAGAGCUCAGGGAGAUACCAAGCUGAAGUUUGGAUGUGA
Rodentolepis nana is the source of this 2091-nucleotide messenger RNA. The record is from the annotation of a GenBank genome assembly. Lineage: Eukaryota; Metazoa; Platyhelminthes; Cestoda; Cyclophyllidea; Hymenolepididae.